This is a messenger RNA of Phascolarctos cinereus (koala), 995 nucleotides long. Its product is annotated as carbonyl reductase [NADPH] 2-like. The record is from RefSeq and is a predicted model, not a curated record. Lineage: Eukaryota; Metazoa; Chordata; Mammalia; Diprotodontia; Phascolarctidae. Gene Ontology annotation, molecular function: carbonyl reductase (NADPH) activity; L-xylulose reductase (NADPH) activity. Gene Ontology annotation, biological process: glucose metabolic process; xylulose metabolic process.
UCUCCUUCCAGCACUAUGCAGAUCAACUUCAGUGGACUCAGGGCCCUCGUGACCGGGGCAGGGAAAGGGUUUGGAAGGGAUACAGUGAAGGCGCUGCAUGAUUCUGGGGCCCAGGUGGUGGCUGUGAGCAGGACUAAUGAGGAUCUGGUCAGCCUUUCCAAGGAGUGUCCAGGAAUAGAGCCAGUCUGCGUGGACCUGGGAGACUGGGAGGCCACUGAACGUGCUCUGGGAAACAUAGGCCCCAUAGACCUAUUGGUCAACAAUGCAGGUGUACUUCUGGAGCAGCCCUUUUUGGAGGUUUCCAAGGAGGCUUUUGACAGGACCAUCAAUGUGAACCUUCGCUCUGUGAUCCAGGUAUCCCAGAUGGUUGCCAAAGGGAUGAUUGCUCGAGGGGUCCCAGGAUCCAUUGUCAAUGUCUCCAGUAUGGUCUCUAGGGCUGCUGUUAUCAACUUGACCAGCUACAGUUCCACCAAAGGUGCAAUGGACAUGCUGACCAAGAUUAUGGCUCUGGAGCUUGGGCCACACAAGAUCCGGGUAAAUACAGUGAAUCCCACAUUGGUCCUCACUCACAUGGGCAGAAAGUUCGCUACUAAUGUGGAAUUUGCUAACGCCCUGAAGGAACGCAUUCCCCUGAAGAAAUUUGCAGAGGUAGAGGACGUGGUUUACGGCAUCCUCUUUCUUCUGAGUGACAAGAGCGCCAUGGUCAAUGGCUCAGGCAUCCUGGUUGAUGGCGGGUACUUGGCCUGCUAGGCUCCAAUGGGAGGGACCCCCAGAGGUUAGAGCAGAGAGUGGGAAUUCUGUUUCAUUCCCACUCACCUUCCCCCCACCUGUAGUAAAGCCCCUCACUCUCCCAUUUUCCCUCUUCUCAAUCAUCAUCCCUUCCCAAACCACCUAGCUCUUAGUGGUCUAGGCUCUUGUGGGGUGUUUGUGUGUGUGUGGGGGGGAAUGGUCCUGGAGGGAGAGGUAGAGGGGGAGUGUAAUUACUAAAGGGCAGU